AUGGGGCUGUACGACGCGGUGGCAGGCAUGGCGGUGCGCCUUCUGGAUAUCAUCAGCACGUACCUGCAGGUCCCCUUCUUUCGAGUCAAUUUCCUCGACUUAACCGUUGACGGCCAUUUGAUCCUGGAGACCAUUCUGCUGGUGGCCAUCAUCGUCCUCAUGUCGCAGAAGAGUUACAAACCAGACAAGCGAUCGCUCACUGAAACGGAGAUCGACCACCUGUGUGAGGAGUGGGUACCUGAGCCGCUGCACCCGCCCGCUCCCCCUCAAGCCCUCGCCCGCCAUGUGCCCGUGCUCGACAAGGCGGGAGAGCCAUGGACGGUGGCGGACGGGCGCAAGAUGCUGAAUCUGGCGUCCAUGAACUUCCUGGGGCUCAUAGGCAACACGCAUGUGCAGGAGGCGGCCACAGCAGCGCUGCACAAGUACGGGGUGGGCUCUUGUGGCCCGCGUGGUUUCUACGGCACGAUAGACGUGCAUCUGGAUCUGGAGGAGCGCAUAGCAGCGUUCAUGGGUGUGGAGGGGUGUAUCCUCUACUCCUAUGGCCUCGCCACCGUCGCUUCCACCAUCCCCGCCUUCUGCAAGCGCGGGGACCUCAUCAUCGCUGACGAGGGCGUGGGGUGGGCGAUGCAGAACGGCAUGACGUUGGCGCGCAGCACGGUGCGCUACUUCCGCCACAACGACAUGAACCACCUGGAGCAGCUGCUGCAGCACCACGCCGCCGCCGACCGCAAGAGCAACAAGACCGACAUCCGCCGCUUCAUUGCUGUUGAAGCCCUCUACCAGUGCUCGGGGGAGCUGCUGCCCUUACCAGAGCUGGUGCGGCUGAAGGAGAAGUACAAGUUCCGCAUCAUCGUGGAGGAGAGCCUGUCGUUUGGCGUGCUGGGCGCCACGGGGCGGGGCAUCUCGGAGCACUACGGCAUGCCGGUCACCAGCAUUGACAUUAUCGUUGCUGCCAUGGGCACCUCGCUUGCUUCGGUCGGAGGGUUCUGCUGCGGCAGUGCCAAGGUGGUGGACCACCAGCGGCUGGGCGGCAUGGGGUACUGUUUCUCAGCGUCACUGCCGCCGUUCCUGGCGUCAGCAGCCAUGGCAGCGUUGGAUGAGAUGGAGGCACGCCCCACCGCACGCUCCCUCCUGCACUCCAAUGCCGCCGCCUUCCGAGAAGGCAUGGCAACCCACUGCCCUGAUCUGGAGGUGCAUGGUCAUGCUGUGUCGCCUGUGGUGCUGCUGCGGGUGCGCAAGGGAGCAGGCGCAGGGGGUGCGGUGCGGGAGGGGGAGGAUGAGCCUGCAGUGCUGCAGAGGAUAGUGGAUGAGAUGCGGGAGGGGGAGGAUGUGCUGGUGAGUGUUCCGCUGCGCUCUCCUCUGGACAUAAGCCCCUUGCCCGCGGGCAUCCGAGUGUGCAUCUCCGCAGGGCAUUCACAGGACGACAUGCUGCUGGCAGCUAAGGCCUUUGGCCGGGCAACUGCUCGUGUGCUCGGUUCAGAAGCCAGCAGAAGUUCCUGCGGCGGACUCAAAAAGGAGAGUGGCUUCAGAGGGGCCUGCGCGCGGGCCGGCGCGAAUGUGGACACGAGUGCGACGGCGACGGAGGAGAAAACGGGAGGUGCGGGCGCGGACACGGAGGAGGAGGAGGCAAGUGCCAGCGGGGCAGUGAAUGGCGAUGAGGCAGGGCAGCAGGCGAGCAGAACGGGCAAGGGAAAGCAGAAGGGGGAUGUGAAGGCGACUGAGAAGAGGAAAGGGAAGGGGAAGGGAGAGGCGGUGAAGCUGAUGCUGCACAACACGAUGAGUCGGAGCAAGGAGGAGUUUGUACCGCUGCGGGCUGGGCACGUGGGCAUGUAUGUGUGCGGUGUGACUGUAUACGAUUACAGUCACAUCGGACAUGCCCGCGUGUACGUCUCUUUCGACGUCCUCUACAGGUACUUGCAGCACAUGGGGUAUGACGUCACCUACGUGCGCAACUUCACUGAUGUUGACGACAAGAUCAUCAAGCGCGCGUUAGACCUGGGCGAGGAUCCGCUGCAUCUGAGCCGUCGGUUCAUCACGGAGUUCCAUGCGGACAUGCAUGCGCUGGGGUGCCUGCCCCCCACGCAUGAGCCCAAGGUGUCCGAGCACAUCCCCGACAUCAUCCACAUGAUCCAACAGAUAGUGGAUUCGGGUGCCGGUUAUGUUGUGGAUGGCGGGGAUGUCUUCUUCGAUGUGGACAAAGCGGAGGGGUAUGGCCAGCUGUCGGGGCGGCGGCAGGAGGAGAACCGGGCGGGCGAGCGGGUGGCAGUGGACGAGAGGAAGAGGAACCCGGCUGACUUCGCCCUCUGGAAGGUGGGUGAUGUGCUGCGUGCUGUUCUGCGUGCUGUUCUGCGUGCUGUUCUGCGUGCUGUUCUGUGUGCUGUUCUGCGUGCUGUUCUGCGUGCUGUUCUGCGUGCUGUUCUGCUUGCUGUUCUGCUUGCUGUUCUGCUUGCUAUCCUAUUUGCUGUGCUGGCUCAAGAUAGUGCCAAGCCGGGCGAGGUGUCAUGGGCCAGUCCGUGGGGUGCGGGGCGGCCGGGGUGGCACAUAGAGUGCAGCGCCAUGAGCAAGCGCUACCUGGGCUUCCGAUUCGACAUUCCACCCCUUUCCAACACCCCACUCCCACAUCCCAUCCUAUUCCCCUGCCCGCGCCGUCCCACCCUACCCCCCUGCCUCAACAUCACCCCUAGCCCUCGCACCCACACCACACCAUCCCCUCAUGCCCCUUCCGAACCUCCCUUCCUGCCUCUCCCCCCUCUUCUCCUCCAGAGUGCCAAGCUGGGCGAGGUGUCGUGGGCCAGUCCGUGGGGCGAGGGGCGGCCGGGGUGGCACAUAGAGUGCAGCGCCAUGAGCAAGCGCUACCUGGGCUUCCGAUUUGACAUCCACGGGGGUGGGCGCGACCUCAUCUUCCCGCACCAUGAGAACGAGCUCGCUCAGAGCAAAGCUGCGGCGGCUGCGGCUGCUGCGGCGACGGCGGCUGCUGCUGGUGAUGAUGCUGUUCAGGCACAGCAGCAUGUGCAUGAGCAGCAGCAGGAGGGGUGUUUGCACUGCGCAGGGGAGCAUGGCAGUGAGGAGGGGGAGGCGGCGUGUGGGGUGUCGGUGUGGCUUCACAACGGCUUUGUGAACGUGGACUCGGAGAAAAUGUCCAAGUCCCUUGGGAACUUCUUCACCAUCCGCGAGGUGCUGGAUCGUUUCCACGCGGUGGCAGUGCGGUGGUUCCUGCUGAGCACGCACUACCGCUCGCCCAUCAAUUACAGUGACCGCCAGCUCGACCGCGCCUCUGACCGCGUCUUCUACCUCUACCAGCUCUUGGCCGACUGUGAAGCCGCCAACAGCCAACAGCAGCAGCAGGUCUCGUCCAGUGCAGGCGCAUCCAAGCCUCCUGCGCCGGCCAAGGCAGCGGUAACAGCAGCAGCGCAGGUGUGGUUGGCGGCAGCAGCAGCGCUGGCGGACGAUCUACACACGGCGCAGGCAGUGGCGAGUCUCUCAGAGCCCCUCAAGCUCAUGGCGGACCUGCUGGGGGCCAAGAAGUACAAGAAGGAUCCCAGCAGGCUGCCAUCGCUCAUGGUGCUGCAGGAAUCGGUGCUCUCCGUGCUCGCCCUCCUCGGCCUCCCCACCACUGGAUUCUCCCCGCUGCUGGAGGAGCUGAAGCAGCUGGCGCUGAAACGGGCAGGGAUGAGCGCAGAGCAGGUGCAGGGGAUGUUGGAGCAGCGCGAUGAGGCGAGGAAGGCCAAGGACUUUGCGCAGUCGGAUGCGAUUCGCGAUGAGCUGGCCCUCGUGGGAAUCAUGCUCAUGGACACCCCUGCUGGCACCGCCUGGAGGCCUGCUGCCAUUUCCGUGCAGGAUGAUACGGAUGAAUCUGGCGGGCUGGUGUGA
This is a messenger RNA of Closterium sp. NIES-65, 3870 nucleotides long. The record is from the annotation of a GenBank genome assembly. Lineage: Eukaryota; Viridiplantae; Streptophyta; Zygnematophyceae; Desmidiales; Closteriaceae.